AUGAUGAAUUUAUCGAAAAUUAUACGACCACUUUUGACAAAAUCGUCACCUUAUAAUUUUGUUGGUGCUUUAAGAAUGGCUAGCUCAAUUAGACCUCUUGGACCAAAAUCUCAUAUUCCAUCUUUCCAAGGAAAAGCUGUUGUAGAUGGAGAGUUUAGACAAAUAUCUAGCAAGGAUUAUGAAAACAAAUGGCUUGUUAUGUUUUUCUAUCCAUUGGAUUUCACAUUUGUCUGCCCAACAGAAAUAAUUGCUUUUGGUGACAGAGCCAAAGAAUUUAAGGCUCUUGGAGCUGAAGCUGUUGCUUGUUCAUGUGAUUCUGAAUUUUCUCAUCUUGCAUGGGUUAACACUCCAAGAAAGAAAGGUGGAUUAGGAGAUAUGCAAAUUCCUAUUUUGGCUGACUUUGACAAAUCUAUCUCUAGAAGUUUUGGUGUUCUUGAUGAAGAGACUGGACUUUCAUAUCGUGGUUUAUUUAUUAUCGACCCAAAAGGAAUGAUUCGCCAUUGUUCUGUUAAUGAUCUUCCUGUUGGUCGUAGUGUCAAUGAAGUUAUUCGCCUCUUGAAAGCUUUCCAAUUCACUGAUAAACACGGUGAAGUUUGUCCAGCAGAAUGGGAAGAAGGAAGUGAUACUAUCAAACCAGCUGAGGCUAACAAAUAUUUCGAAAAGAAAAACUAA
Messenger RNA from Strongyloides ratti, 672 nucleotides. RefSeq names its product Alkyl hydroperoxide reductase subunit C/ Thiol specific antioxidant domain and Thioredoxin-like fold domain and Peroxiredoxin, C-terminal domain and Peroxiredoxin, AhpC-type family-containing protein. Lineage: Eukaryota; Metazoa; Nematoda; Chromadorea; Rhabditida; Strongyloididae. Gene Ontology annotation, biological process: hydrogen peroxide catabolic process; response to oxidative stress; cellular response to stress. Gene Ontology annotation, molecular function: thioredoxin peroxidase activity. The record is from RefSeq and is a predicted model, not a curated record. Bases 1 to 672 code for a protein of 223 amino acids. The transcript has 2 exons. Gene Ontology annotation, cellular component: cytosol; mitochondrion.